Argiope bruennichi is the source of this 1456-nucleotide messenger RNA. RefSeq lists its product as uncharacterized. NCBI's taxonomy places the organism in Eukaryota, Metazoa, Arthropoda, Arachnida, Araneae, Araneidae. The record is from RefSeq and is a predicted model, not a curated record. The coding region runs from base 95 to 1363 and encodes 422 amino acids. The transcript is spliced from 6 exons.
UAUAUCUAGCCUCAUCCAUCCGAUUACUUGGUUUUUACUAGCUUGUAUAGUUAGGAAUUAUCGAAUUUUUUAAAAAACUUUUAUCGUUUUUAUUAUGUCUGAGGAAGCUUCCACAACUAUCAAAGAGACUUCUGAACAGGAGCAUUUGCAGCCACUUAUCCAGCAACCAGCUGUUGAAGAAGCUGAUUUAGAACGAGUUCAAGAAAAUGUCGAUGGAACUGAAAGUGCCGGCUCUGUUGUUGCCGAUGACACUUCAGAUCUUGCUGCCAUUGGUGACAACACCAAGCCCCAAUCAAAUGUACAAGAUAUUACAACGGGUGGCGGCGGUAUAGAGGAUUCAGUGGAAAGUUUCAUUUCCGGUAGAAGCAGUAGCACGGAAUCUCAGCAGGGUGGUGCUAGCGAUGGAAUUAGCAGACAGCUUUCGCAGGAGAGUGGCGCUUUCUUCAGAAAGUCACAGGAGGGCAAUGGCAGAUUACACUUGCUUUGCGCAAUCGGUGGUGCGCAUAGACGAGAUUCUCCGGACGGUGCUCCAGCUUCUAGUUCCAUUAAUGGUAGCAGCAGUUACCGAACUGCUUUGUCUGAUUCUUGUAGUCGGGCCUCACUGGAAAGUAGUGUUGCUGGAGGCAUUUCUAAUAGCCAGGAUUCAAAAGAAAGUUCUGCCAAUGUUACGGGGUCUUGGGAAGGUAUUGCUACUCCUGUUCCACCUCCUACUGCGAGCGUUGCCACCCAAUCGGCUACUACGAGUGUUGCCGCCCAAUCGGACCGACGGUCACCUGAAGUUACGCUCAGGCAAGACACAAAUGAAAGAGUAACUCCUUCAGAGGAAGGUUUGAGCUGGGAAGGCCGUUUACUCUUGCGCAUCUUACGUGGACUUGAUCGUAUGGGGCCUUUUGCAAGAGGCUUAAGAAAAUCUAUUAUCUACAGAAUCUUUAACAGACCAGUGCUAUUGAUUUUAGCAAUAUCUGCCAUAUACAUGGGCAUAAAAUACCAUUUUCAAUGCCCUGCGAAAGAAAUGCUGCCUUUUUACUGCAUGUGGCUGGGAGUUGCUGGCAUUGUUUUAUUUGCGUUCACUUUUGCGUUAGAUCUGAGAUAUUUAGCGUGUCCCUCUAUUGACAGGGGAUACUUUUAUUUUGGAAUCGUAGUCGCUUUUGUAAUGUUUUUGUGGCACUUUAUAGAUGUUCUAAUCUGGACGUACGGAGAUAUUCCAUCCUUCGAUCCUUCUGACGAGAAGAAUUACUGCGACGAGACGUUCUACAUCUAUUGUUUUUCUGUGAAUAUCUUGAUCGGCAUACUUUUAAUGUCAGCUGGGUUCAUUCUCUUCUCCACAAGGAAUGACAGCGUGGCAGAAUAUGAGCGAUUUUGAAGAAAUUUCAUUUUUCAAAUUUUUAGCGUUUGUAUUGCAUAUUCUUUUUAAUGGUGUUUUUAACUUGUCAAUUACUUUUCAAAUAAAGUUCUU